Zerene cesonia (dogface butterfly) is the source of this 3395-nucleotide messenger RNA. It is a transcript of the gene Arl8, whose product is annotated as ADP-ribosylation factor-like protein 8. The coding region runs from base 1 to 564 and encodes 187 amino acids. Gene Ontology annotation, molecular function: GTPase activity; GTP binding. Lineage: Eukaryota; Metazoa; Arthropoda; Insecta; Lepidoptera; Pieridae. Gene Ontology annotation, cellular component: lysosomal membrane. The transcript is spliced from 6 exons. Gene Ontology annotation, biological process: protein transport; anterograde axonal transport. The record is from RefSeq and is a predicted model, not a curated record.
AUGUUGGCGUUAAUCAAUCGAAUUCUUGAUUGGAUUAAAAGUUUAUUUUGGAAGGAAGAGAUGGAACUCACGUUAGUUGGAUUACAGUAUUCUGGGAAAACAACUUUUGUUAACGUCAUUGCCUCAGGACAAUUUAGUGAAGAUAUGAUACCAACUGUAGGAUUCAACAUGCGAAAAAUUACAAAAGGAAAUGUCACUAUUAAGGUGUGGGACAUUGGCGGCCAGCCUAGGUUCCGCUCAAUGUGGGAAAGAUAUUGUAGAGGUGUAAAUGCUAUUGUAUACAUGGUAGAUGCAGCAGAUCCAGACAAGAUUGAAGCCUCUCGCAAUGAACUGCAUAGCCUCUUGGAAAAACAGCAGUUAACUGGCAUACCGGUGCUUGUGUUGGGUAAUAAGAGAGACCUGCCCCAUGCCUUAGACGAACAUGGCCUUAUUGAGCGAAUGAAUCUCUCGGCAAUCCAGGACCGUGAAAUAUGCUGUUAUUCGAUCUCAUGUAAGGAGAAGGACAAUAUCGAUAUAACACUACAGUGGCUGAUCGCGCACAGUAAGUCAGGCAGCGCGCGCUAAUCAAACAACAUUCAACUUAAACGCAAGUCAUCCGGAACACUUAAGGCGUAGUUUCGUCUGCACUGGCGUUGAGCGCUUUAUUAGCAGAUUUACUACCCACAUUUUUUCACUUAACUUCGCCUUAAUGCGUGUCAAUCGGAGUCGACUGGUUACUGCGUAUUGCUAAUUAUAUCAAUUAGAAUUUCGCCAAAACACUUAUCUUUUGCAACUUACGCUAAUAUAAGAGUAUAUAUUGUAGGAUGUUAUUGUUUGCAGCUGAAAUGUUUGAUAUGUGUUUUGGCAAAUUGUUGGAUUUCAUAUCGAAUUAGGACGGUACCUGGCCUCUGAAUGAUUUCAGCCAUUGCAAUUAAAUCAUAGUAAUAUGAGUCGUACAUGACAGUUCAAAGUGUACUCAUAAAAAUUUAGUUUAAAAUGAGAAUAACUUGUUAUAAAUCUCAUUUUUCCUUUACAUCAAAAUGGCUGGUCGAUUAAGGCACAUGAUAAAGUUAUAAUUUGAUGUGAAAAUUGUUUGAAUACAUUUUGAUUGUAUAAAUUAUCUUAGCUUGAGUGAGUGCACUCUCUUAUAAUUUCGUGUAAUACGUAUCAUUUUGAUAAUACAGCUGUGAAAGUGAUAUAUGAAGUGGAUCUAUAAUUGUUUGAACAAUUAUAAAAAAUGUGGCAACUUUAAAUAAAUUUACGUCAAAAAUAGUUUUUGUGAGACUUAUUUCAAUACAAUUCUAUACAUUUUCGUGCUAUUGUAUGCUUUUGUUUGACUAUUAUAUUUUAUGAUUUCCGUUAUUUGACCUCUAUUGUAUUUAUAGACAAUUUAAAAUUCAAUUUAAAUAAUAAUAAAAAAAAAUAAUUGAAAAUUAUGGUAUUUAGGCUUUCUCUCUAUUCAUUAAAUAUCAUUUAUAUGAUAUUAACUUUAUAGUUACAAAAAAAAGAGAAAUUGAUAAAUGAUUGCAUUGAGAAGACUGAAAUUUAUAUUUUACAGUUGCCACAUUAUAACUGUAUGUAUUGUGUAGUUAGAAUUUUAGAUUUACUAUAGACUCUUUGAUUAUAUUAUGUAUAAAUAUACUUCUCAUACUGUUAGCUAAAAUAAGUUACAAAUACGAUAUAGUGUGAUGCUUUUUGUUUUAUAACUACUAAUGAAGAACAAUGUCUUUUAGUUUUUGCGUAACAAAUAAAUUAAUAACUGUCUUAUAUAUGUCGCAGGAGGAUUGUUAAAACCGUUAGACUAUAAUCUAAUUCCAGAGAUUGCAAACUGUCCACAAAUGGUGUUCGGUUACAUUUUGUUGCAAUUUAAUAUAAAUGCGACAUAGUUUUGUAUCAUGCCGAGAUGUUACUUUGCAAAAUGUCUAUCAGGUGCAGGAUGCUAUGCAGGCUACUAUUUCUAUGUAGUUUUUGGAUACACAUAACCGUGACCGUGAAGAAGAACGUGACGUGAUAUUCAAUGCCUAUUUAAAAAUGUAGGUAGAUUAUUAUGUACAGAGUAAUAAGGGAAUUAAUUGAAAGCAGUAUGUUCCCGGUCACAACUUUGAGUCAGAUUACAAUCUCUUAUAUCAAUUUAAUCUAUCGGUGUUCAUAAUUUUACGGUGACAUACAUAAAUCAAUUUUGUGAUAUAUUUUUUUUUAUUUAAUAUCUGCUGAGUUGCACAUUGUUGUUAAAUACGAUAAAUUUUAAAAACUUUUCUUUCAUACUCAAUGUUAUGUAUCAAUUAAUUAAAAUUAUUUAUAAAGUUAAAAAACAGAGCAGUUUUAUGAUUAUUAUAUUUUUAUAUUAUUUUCGUAUUCUGAAUGUUGGUUUAAGGUUGAAAAUAAUUAUUUCAUAAAAUACGAUGAAUAUAACUAUUAUUUAUUAGGUCAUGAGUCAAGUAAGUUUUGUUCUGCUAUAUUGCUAUGAUAUUUCAUAGCGAUCAAGGCGAUAAUUUUUAUGGAGCGACUGAUGCACGAACAGGUAGGUAGAUUUCCCUUAGUUUCGAGUUGGGUUGGAGUAUAUUGAUUAAAAAAUAAUAAUAAUAAUUUAUAAUCGAAAUUAAAUUCCCCAAUGAAAUGACAACGCUUUGGUUUAAUUUUUUUCUUAGAAUUUUUUAAAAUAUUCAUAUGCAAAUAAUGACAAUUAUAAAACUAUUCAAUUCAAAUGUACUACAUUUAAAGUAAAGUGGGCUUAACACAAUUAUAUUGGGAACAAUAUUCCGGCUGUUUAUAUAUUGUUUUGUGAUAUUUCUUGGUUUCUAUUUAAUAGACUAUGAUAGGAAAAUCUUUUCAAUCUAAGGUGAUUUGAGUUUAAGCUAAAUAUUACUCGUAUGUGUACACAAAAUGUGACAUUAUUACUAGCUUAAAAAGGAAGUGAACAUUCCUAUUGUAUCUUUUUUUGUUCGUUGUGUAUUUUAACUUAGUAAUGCUGUAAUAAAGUGUUCCCAUAAUCUAAAGUAUCGUUAAAUGUCUUUAUGUUCAUUCAUUUACGUCAUUAUUUUACUGUGUCCUGGCUUGUACCUAUUAUUUCUGAAAUCUCAAGUUGUAAGUGUCUGAAAAUCUAAGGCCACGAUGAAAAGGCGACUCGAAUAUAAAUUUUAUUGUGCACAAAUAGCCUCGUUACUCGACUUUUUGACCAAAAUCUAUAAAUGAAUCUUCAGGGCUCAUGUGCCAAAAGAUUUAACACGAGAUUAAUGUUGCAAUAUCAUUGCGAUAGAAAAAUCAAUAAUAUGCAUUAAAAACGUAUUGGUAUCGUGUUUCUGUAUCUUAUAUUUAUAUUCGAGAUUGGAGUUAUUUCUCACGAAAUGUUACAGCUAUCUAAUUUCCAAGAAGGCACAGAGCGGUAGUGGUGAAGAGAAAAUAUUAAAAUGUUUAAA